GUAAAACGACGUUACACGAUGUCUAUUCCAUUAUGAUCUGUAUCAAAACCGCAGCACGCAUACCUGUUGUCAUCGUUAUCACUACAAUUUACAAUUGCCACUUGCCGAAGUGGUGCGCGAGGUGUAUGACGUCUUGCGGUGUUGUAGAUAUCCAUAACAUUUAAGUUUCAUACCUGUGUUGUAUAUCGUCAUCAGAAAUCAUGAUCCGGUCCAACAUGUUAAAAAAAAAUGUAUUUCAACAAGCAAUUAGAUUUAAUGCAACAUGCAGUGCCAUUCCAAAAGUUCCAAUGUACAUUGAUGGAAAGUUUGUUGAAUCAAAAACAAAUGAUUGGAUCAAUGUGCAUAAUCCUGCUACAAAUGAAGUUAUUUCUAAAGUACCAAAAUGUACACAAAGCGAAAUGGAACAUGCAGUAGAAUCAUCCAAAGCAGCUUUUAAAUCAUGGUCAAAAACUUCUGUGAUGAGAAGACAACAAAUAAUGUUUCGUUAUCAGGAAAUCAUUAAAGCUAAUAUGAAAAAAUUGGCAGAGAAUAUAACUAAAGAACAAGGCAAAACAUUGAUUGAUGCAGAAGGAGAUGUAACUCGUGGGCUGCAGGUUGUUGAAAAUUGUUGCAAUUUUACCAGUUCAAUUAUGGGUGAAUCUUUACCAUUAGUAGCUACUGAUAUGGACAUACAUUCCUAUCGCGAGCCUCUUGGAGUGACUGCUGGUAUUGCUCCAUUUAAUUUUCCUGCAAUGAUACCCUUAUGGAUGUUUCCUGUUGCAAUUUCUUGUGGAAACACAUUUGUUAUUAAGCCUUCAGAAAGAGUACCUGGUAAUUGUAUGAUGCUUGUUGAAAUGUUAUCGGAAGCUGGCUGCCCACCUGGUGUUGUGAACAUUAUUCAUGGAAGUGUAGAUACUGUGAACUUUAUCUGUGAUGCACCAGAUAUUAAAGCAAUUUCAUUUGUUGGUGCAAACACUGCGGGUGAACAUAUAUUUACCCGAGGUUCUAAAAAUGGUAAAAGAGUACAAAGUAAUAUGGGUGCAAAAAAUCAUGGUGUCAUAAUGCCUGAUGCAAACAAAACUAGCAUGUUGAACUCAUUAGUUGGAGCUGCAUUUGGAGCAGCUGGACAACGGUGUAUGGCAUUAAGUACUGCUGUGUUUGUUGGUGAAGCUAAAAAUUGGCUUCCUGAAUUGAAAAGUCGUGCUGAAAAUUUACAAGUCAAUGCUGGCCAUAUUCCAAAUACUGAUGUUGGCCCAGUUAUAUCACCCGAAGCAAAAAAUAAAAUCCACAGUUUAAUUCAAUCUGGUAUUGACGAGGGAGCUAAAAUUCUUUUGGACGGAAGAAACAUAAGUGUGCCCGGCUAUGAAAAAGGAAAUUUUGUUGGACCGACUAUUCUUACAGAUGUGAAGCCACAUAUGAAAUGUUAUACCGAAGAAAUAUUUGGACCAGUCUUGGUAUGCUUGACUGCUGAUACUUUAGAUGAAGCAUUAGACAUUAUUAACUCAAACCCAUAUGGUAAUGGUACAGCUAUAUUUACUACAAAUGGAGCAACAGCUAGAAAGUUUACUCAUGAAGUCCAAUGUGGCAAUGUUGGUGUAAAUGUUCCUAUCCCAGUUCCAUUGCCAAUGUUUUCAUUUACUGGUACACGAGGCUCAUUUUUGGGACAAAAUCAUUUCUACGGCAAACAGGGUUACCACUUUUUCACGGAAUUGAAAACGGUUACACAGCUUUGGAAAGAAUCUGAUGCCACAGACACCAAAGCAGCCGUAUCUAUGCCUGUGAUGCGAUAAUUUUUUAAUAUAAGGCUGAUAUCUUACAGAGUUUAAUAUAAUCUUGUUUUUGUUGUCAUAAUUUUUAAUAAAAGAAAAUUUUACAAAGUACAA
Messenger RNA from Aphis gossypii (cotton aphid), 1862 nucleotides. Its product is annotated as probable methylmalonate-semialdehyde dehydrogenase [acylating], mitochondrial. The record is from RefSeq and is a predicted model, not a curated record. Bases 201 to 1769 code for a protein of 522 amino acids. Gene Ontology annotation, cellular component: mitochondrion. Gene Ontology annotation, biological process: thymine catabolic process; L-valine catabolic process. NCBI's taxonomy places the organism in Eukaryota, Metazoa, Arthropoda, Insecta, Hemiptera, Aphididae. Gene Ontology annotation, molecular function: methylmalonate-semialdehyde dehydrogenase (acylating, NAD+) activity; malonate-semialdehyde dehydrogenase (acetylating, [NAD(P)+]) activity. The transcript has 12 exons.